Molecule: messenger RNA, 8216 nt
Organism: Gopherus evgoodei (Goodes thornscrub tortoise)
Lineage: Eukaryota; Metazoa; Chordata; Testudines; Testudinidae
Gene: UBN1
Product: ubinuclein 1
Exons: 18
Coding region: 708-4124 (1138 amino acids)
Cellular component (GO): nucleus
Source: RefSeq, a predicted model, not a curated record
GCGCGGGGUAGCGCCUGCGGCACGUGAUACGGGAGCGGGGAACGGAUCCGGCCUGGGAGCGAGCGGAGGCGGCCGAGCUUGCAGCGCGGUCAGAAAUGUGACGAAGUUUCUUUGGGAGGCAGUCUUGUGAGUGCUGAUCUUCGGGCAUGGACCAGGGAUCUGACAGUAGCAAGCAUGUGUCUGUGUCUAGUGCAGAGGAGGAGCAGGUGUAUUUGGCUCUCCUUGCAUCUUGAUAUCUGCCAUCGAGGGCAACGCUCUGAUGCAACGUGGCACAGUCCAGACCGACAUUUGUGACAAAGGCGUGUUCAGGCAUAUUAAAACUGGUUUUCUGGAGGUUGCACUGUGCACCAGAUUAUUGUUUUCCUUUCUCGCCACCCUGUAGAAAUGGAGUUUUGCAGCAUUAAAGCAGUAACGUUACAGAUGGACUGACAUUAAAAUGUAGGGGACUGCAAACUUCAGAGGUAUUUCUGCUCUGAGAAUCAGCCUUUCUCUGAUGAAUGCAGCAAGCUGUGAGAGAGCCACUCCUUAAAGAAACAUCCAACUCCAAUAAUCUUUUCUGCUUCCAGUGUGCUCCUGCGUCCUUAAACAUCUCUAUGUUUGUCCUUGUGAUUGAAAUCCCCAUGUAUGCACAUGCACAAGGUUUCACCAGAACUUCUCUGAACUAAUGGAAACCAUGCCAUGAGACCUGCUAAGACUUGAUAAUAGCCAUGACGGAGCCCCACAGGGUUCAGUUCACAUCUUUGCCAGGUCCACUAAGCAACACUUUCUUGAAGAAGCCUCGUAAAGAGGAUGCUGCAGGAGCAGAGCAGCCUCAGGACUCAGCAGCAGUUCGCAUCACACUCACCCUAUUUGAGCCAGAUCACAAACGGUGCCCAGAGUUCUUCUACCCAGAGCUUCUGAAGAAUACUCGAGGGAAAGUGAAAGGUGUUUCCUCAGGAGACAAGAAGAAAGACCUUGGUGAUCCCUUCAAUGAUGAAGAAAAGGAAAGACUCAAAGUGGAAGCUCUUGCCAGGAAGUUUGAAGAGAAAUACGGUGGCAAGAAACGCAGGAAGGACCGUAUGCAGGACUUGAUUGAUAUGGGGUAUGGGUACGACGAAUCUGAUUCCUUCAUUGAUAAUUCUGAAGCGUACGACGAGCUUGUUCCAGCUUCUCUAACUACAAAAUAUGGAGGGUUUUACAUCAACUCGGGAACGCUGCAGUUCCGACAGGCGUCCGAAUCAGAGGAUGACUUUAUCAAAGAGAAAAAGAAGAAAUCUCCCAAGAAGCGGAAGUUGAAAGAAGGAGGUGAAAAAAUGAAGAAGAAGAAGAAAGAUGACUCCUAUGACAAGGAAAAGAAGUCAAAAAAAUCCAAGUUCCCCAAAGCUGGCUUCACAGCACUGAAUGCUAGUAAGGAGAAGAAGAAGAAGAAAUAUUCUGGUGCUCUGAGUGUCAAAGAGAUGCUGAAGAAAUUUCAUAAGGAGAAGGAAGCUCAGAAGAAGAGAGAUGAAGAGCAGAAGAUGGUGACACCCUCACCAGCAGAAGCUCCGACCCCGCGGGAAGUGGAGACUAUGUCUGAUCCUUUGCUAUCUCUCUUUGGCCAUGCCAGUGCCAGUGACUUGCUUCAGGCUGCCACUGCUAUGGACUCCCUGACCGAGCUAGAUCUGGAGCAUCUCUUCAAUGAAUCUCCAGAAGGGAGUCCUUUCCAUGACAUGGAAGAUGGGAGUGACCCUCCUGGAAUGGGCUUGGAACAGGAGUUCAAACAGCCACCUUCCCUCCCAGAUGGAGUACCAGCCACACUGGAGAAACGCAUCAAAGAACUGACUCAGGCUGCCAGAGCUGCAGAAGGAGAAGGCAAACAGAGAUUCUUCACCCAGGAUAUCAAUAACAUCAUACUGGACAUAGAGCUGCAGACCCGUGAGCUGAAUAGCCAGAUCCGAUCCGGGGUGUAUGCUCACCUGGCCUCCUUCCUUCCUUGCAGCAAAGAUACACUGGUCAAGCGUGCCCGCAGACUUUAUCUUUAUGAACAGGGUGGCCGUCUGAAGGAGCCUCUCCAAAAGUUAAAGGAAGCCAUUGGCCGUGUGAUGCCAGAGCAGAUGGCUAAAUAUCAGGAGGAGUGUCAAGCACAUACCCAGGCCAAGUUUGCUAAGAUGCUGGAAGAGGAAAAGGACAAGGAGCAGAGAGACCGGGUUUGCUCUGAUGAGGAGGAUGAUGAAGAGAAGGGAGGGAAGCGGAUCAUGGGACCUCGGAAGAAAUUUCAGUGGAACGAUGAAAUCAGGGAGCUGCUUUGCCAUGUAGUGAAGAUUAAACUGGAUGGCUAUGAGCUGGAGAAGAACAAGGCUCAGUCUCUGGAGGAUUACGUGAAGACCUUUCUAGACGCAGAGGUCAAACCCCUCUGGCCGAAGGGCUGGAUGCAGUCCAGGACUCUGUUCAAGGAGAGCAGGCGUGUGCAUGGACACCUGACAUCAAUCCUGGCAAAGAAGAAAGUUAUGGCUCCUCCAAAAGUGAAGGUGAAAGAAUCCUCGAGUAAGCCAGAUAAGAAGACGCUGGUUUCUGUUCCACUGAUCCACUCAAGUGGCCCAGUUUCUCUGCCUUCUGAGCCGCAGGGAGUGGCCAUUGGCAUCAGCUCCCAAACCAGAGAGCUCUUGUGUCUCAACGUUGCCCAAGCAUCUAGCAGCACUACCACCCUUGCUGCCUUUAGCAUGGAUGACUCCCUGGAUGAGGACUUAAUUCGUAACCCAACCUCUUCCCUGGAAGCUGUGUCCAAGGAAUUGGCUGUGCUUAACAGCCGAGCGUGUGGGAGCCCUGAUUUCACUCUCCCCGGACCCCCAAAGCCUCCUUCAGAGAAGAUCCCAAGCCUUGCAACUUCAGAGGAGAGGCGGAACUUUCCUAAGUCCAGCUCUUCUCCUACCCCACCCCCUGCUGGCUCUCUGCAAUCACCUCUCAAUUUCCUGGCCGAACAGGCACUGGCUUUGGGCCAGUCCUCUCAAGACAAAAAGGCAGAGAGUUCUAGUUACAAAGAGCUGCCCUGCCAAGUAUCCCCCAGUAAAAUCCUCCCCGAUGCCCACCAGUCCAAACAGAAGCAUCUCAGCCUGCAGCGAAUGAGUCACGGGUUCCAGACAUCCACCCCCGUGCCAGUUGCCCAAGUGAAAGUCUUUCACUCGAGCAGCCAGCAGCAGAAAAGCUUCAUGUCCCCAGCUCCGUUUGUCAAACUGCAGAGCCCCAAGUCUGUCUCCCCUGUGCCCCCGCGUUCCCUCCUCCAGCCAAUCAAGCCAUCGACCAAAGCUCAGGGCUUCCAUUCCUUGGUCUCAUCUGCAGGCAGCACACCAGCUUCUAGCAGCUCCCACAAGAGCCCUGGCUCCUCAACAGCAUCGCUAAGCUACACAGGAAAGCACUCCACCAGCUCCAGCUCUUCAGGGCCAUCCUACAAAUCUCCCUUCAUUUCCAGCUCCCUCUCCAAGCACGGGGCUUCUUCCAGCAGCUCCACGUCAGCAGUGUCUGCACACCAGAGCUCCUCCUCGGGGGGCUUGCUGUCAGGUGUACAGACUCCGUCCCCAGGGCAGGCUUCCAGCCGGUCCUCCCCAAGCUCCAUGGUCAAAAAAAACCCUGUCUCCCAGAAGCUGACUCUAGUAGCGCCACCUGGUGGUCCAAAUGGAGAUUCUGGUGGAGGGACUCAGGGGGUAGCCAAGUUACUAACCUCCUCCAUAAAGCCAGCUGUGGUUAGUAGCACCACAUCUUCUACCUCUGUGCCGAAAGGAACUAGUGGAGCUGUGCUGCUAACAAGCUCUCCUCCCUUAAGUGUACUGUCUCCAUCCUACAAGUCCAGCAGUCCAAAGCUGCCAGGUGCCCUGAGCUCCACCCCGCUGGGGAUUAUCUCUCCCAUCCAUUCCUUCCCUCUUCACGUCAUCUCCUUCAGCUCAGACUCCUCCCCCAAAGCAGGAGUAUCCAAGGAUGCAAUUGUCACGGGACCUGCCCCUGGAACUUUCCACCAUGGCCUCAGCCACAGUCUUCUGGCUGGCUUGCACUCCAGCCCACAACAUGCAGCACCACUCCCACACUCUGCCCUGUCCACCCAUUUACCGCAGAGUUUGCCAGAUGCAUCUCCGCUUCAUGGCAAAGGGUCCAAUGUGCAGCAGCGAAAAUUGUGAUGCCUGCAAGAAGGGAAGGAAGCUAAUGCAAGCCCAGGACAAACCAAGAGGAGUCAGCCGUGAAGACUGGAUGCAGAUGGCCCGCUUUCCGCCUGCUCUUUGGUUUUUUUUUUUCCUAACAGCAGCUGGAGAAACUGAGUUGAGUGAAGAGCUCAUUGGCAUUUUUGGUUAGUGGCAUCCAGAGAGGAGCUGUGCAGGAAGCAAGCUGCCUCACGCCACACCCUGGUGAGAGAAGCACUUAGGGCACUGUUUCACUGCUGCUGGUCCUCCCUGGCAAGCGCUAGAACUUGUGGGGAAGCACUGGUGGGGCGUCUUUCUUUCAAAAAGUCAAGCGCCUUGGUGGAUUUCCCCCCACCGGUGUCUAAAUUUGCCAAGUACCUCUGAGUUCAGUGACCUCCUUGGUUCCCCAGGAGAGUACAUGAAAGGUGCUUAUUCCUGCUUUGGAUUUACUUGGAUAACUCAAGCACUGCUAGUGCUUUUCAAAGACAUUGACUCUGUCCUAAUUUUUUAAUUGUACUAUAAAGCAGUGCUCAAGUUAGUUGGAGGACUUAGCACUUCCUUUAUGGUGUCUAUCAUGAAUCGCCUGAUAUUCCCCCCCUGGAGGAGAAUGAAGACUCUUAAAGAGACAUUUUUAGAUGCACUCACGGACAUUGAAAUGCUUCUACGUUUGUAUUUCCUCUCAAGGGAUUUUUUUGUGUGCUCAGUUUUAUCAUUACCUUUGAAUGCAUUGGAUCGAUUGGAACACUUCUCAGCAUGUCACAUGUAUAGGAAGACAUAAUUCCAGUGCCUUUUAUGGUGGAGCAAGAAUGGACUAAUAACAUCCAUUUCGACUGUUUUUUGUGUGCGCGCCUCAGUUCUUUUUUUUUUUAAUCACGCUAUAUUUAAGAUGAAUUCUGUUUUUAUUUAAUAGAGCUUUUUAUGGUUGCACAUCAAAAGCUGCACUGUCUGGACUUAAAUGGUGACUUGGUUACUUUAAAUCUAGUACCAAAUCCAGCAAGAGCACCAAUUCUUAUCUGAGUUUGUGCAAGUGGGUUCCAGACCCUCCCCUAAAGCCAUUCUUUACUAGGGUCUUCAAUAAUGAUCUCUCUGGUGAUCUAGAUUAAGAAAAGUCACUGAUAAUCCAGUGAAUAUUGCUCCCCUUGAUGACUUCUGCACUAAAAUCAUUUCCUUGUCAGAGCUGCAGCAAUGGGGAUCUACUAGGAUCUGAGUGUAUAUUUUUAGCUUUAGCCCUGUAAGCUGAUUUCAGUCUGUCUGCAUGUCCCCUUUGAUAUGCCUGCAUAGAUUGAGGGGGCAGUCUGCGGUUCUCAGAUCGUAAACCCCAUUGACUUGUAGUUGUGGUGUUGUGAUCUCCCUUCUUUCAGGUCACCUUUUAACCAGGUCUAAUUUAUCUGGAUUUCAGAGAUAGUAGCACUGCUCCACAAAUUAGUCAUUGGUAUUUCAAGUAAAAGCUUGCAGAAUUUCUUCCUAUGCUUUGGGAGGGAUACUGAAAUCAAUUAGGCUGGCCAGUAGUCGCUCUAGUUUUCUCUGUUAGUAAGACCCAAGAGACAUGUUUGGAAGUGGAUCUGAUAAAGGACUUCUCAAGAUCACUUCACUGUUCAUAUUUUUCUUUAAAAAUGCAGCUCAGAGUUAAAAUUUGUUUACAAAAAAAAGAAAAUAUUUCUAAGUUGUAGCAAAAGAGCCAAAGACAGAAUUUGCGUUACUAAGAUAGAGUACAGCAGUUAUCGAUGGACUCUGAGCAGUGGAUGUUGCAUGGUUCCCAUUUAGGACCUAAUCCUGAAAGGUAUCAAGCACCUUCAACUUCCACUGAAGCCAGUGGCAGCUGAAAGGGCAUUCAAACACCUGACAGGAUCCUAGCCCUUAAUGAGCAACCCAAGGUACUGGUUCCACUCCCUCUCUUUGCUUUCACUUUGGUGUUUCUGCUGGGAAGCACGUUUGUGCGUCGCAGCUGGAGCAGAAUGCCCUUGUUUUAGGAAUUUAGCAAAGCCUUUGCCUCAGGGAAAUGUUUAUUCGGUGGAAAUUCUGUGGGAUUUAUUUUCUUUACAUGCUGUAAUGAACGAGUGAAUGAAUUAAACCGCCGUGGCAAGGCAGAAAUACGGAAUGAGAUCACAAGCCCUGGGGAGCAGAGCAUCUGGGAUCUCUGUCUUGACUAGGCAAUGUUAGCUGUUUUCUUUAUGGUGGGGGGCGAGCCUCCCACCGGCACUUACUUAGUAUGGCAGUUUCUGUUGUGUGUAAGAGCUGCGAUUUACUUUUUUUGUUGUGAGUGUUGGGUUGGGACUGUCUCGAUGACAAUGAUGGGGGUGGUGUGAAAACUGUCGAUCUUGUACAGAGGAAUUGAAUAAAUUUGUUUCAAAGUUUCCAAAAUGCUCUUUUCAGUCUCUUCACUUCCAAUGUAAUUUGACUGGAAGAUCAUCUUCGUGACUGUAUUGCUGUCUCUAACCACUCACUGGGUGACUAAUUAUUAGUAUGCAUUUUAGCCGAUGUUUUAUAAAUGACCAAGUCCUUUUAAAAUACGGCUGUAACUCUUAAAUUGCCAUUGUAGUAGAAUGACAUCUUCUUACUCAACAGACCUAUUCCUGUGUGUGUUACAUCUGCUGGGAGGGACCAUCCUUUUAGCUUAAUAAUGGUGAUCUAAGGCCCAAUCGAGCUCCUGUCACUGUCAAUGGCAAAACUCUCUUAUUGACUUUAGUGGGAGCAGGGUUAGGUGUAAAAUACAUUUUUAGUGUUCUUAGCCCUGCACAGUAGAGUCAGCAGAGCUCCAGGAAAGUGAGCAGAACUGUGUACCAGGUUCCAAUCAGUUACACCUGUGUAAGUUUCUUAACGGCGAUGGCAUUGCACAGGUGGCACUCAGGACGUUAUUAAGAUCACAUCCCCGUGGGUAUCACUAAAGGCAGCAUUUGGCCUGCAGAACCUGUACUACCCAGGAGGAUAUGUGAGGUGGGAAAAACCCAGCUUGCCUUUCAGCUCCUAAACUGAGAUUGCAGGAAAAGCUCUUCCAUUUGUAAACUGAGCACACGGGAUCAAGAAAUCCCAUGAUGCAAUAAACAUGGAGCCCCACAGGUGCUCUCUUUAGUAUCCUUUUUUCAUAGCAGAGCUGGAUGGUAAGGCAGAAAUUCCGAAACUCUAACCCAAAAGCAAAAUUGGCCUGUAAUUCACCUUUUCCAGUAGCUGCAAGGGUCAGGACAACAUGCUAAUGAUCAGCUGCAGGCCUUUCUUGCUAGUAAACUUACCAACAAGCAAUUUGUGUUUUUUCCAAAGAUAUAGGUACAACAUUAAUAUGCACAUUUCUUAAAUAAAUGUAAGUGUUGGGUGAAAGUUUGCCUUUGAUUCUGAAAUUUGGGUUCCUUUCCUUUAAGGCAUUAGAUCAAAAGGCAGGCAUCAAUUUAAAAAUAAAUUGAUUUAAAAAUAAACUGAUUUAAACCACUGCAUUUUUAUUUUGUACUAUAAAUAGAAUUUCCCCAUAUUUCCCAUUCCCUUACACAAAUAAAUGAUACAUAUAGCUGAACGUAACUUUAGUGAAUAAAAUAUUGGUAUGAGUGGCUUUUAACCAUGAGGUAAGCAUGACUAUUCAGAAGGCACCUCUGCAUUAGGUUACAGGAGCAUGCUUUACUACAUAAUAUUGACAUCUCUUUACAUAUUUCUGGUGAUGUCAUAUGAAAAUACCUCCUUUUAAUCUAGGAAUUACUGUAUCAAAUUACAAUUCUUUUUGUCCCCCACUCCUUUGGCAUUAGAGGCACUGAGGUGAUAGAAGUAUGUCUGAAUCAACUUUGAUUAGAUUUGAGUAUCAUGACUGUGAAGAUGUAAAUUUCAUUUUUUGUGCACUUAACUGCCUUUCUCAGAUGACAAUACCACCAUUCAUUCAACUACAUAAUGAAAGUAUCUCCCUAGAUUUUCAUACAAGUGAGUGGCUUACGAGGCUCCCUCUACUGUUCUGGGUCGUCUUGACCUUUUGUCUCUUUCCAGUGGUUCUAUAUACAGCUUUGCAGUAUCCUCUAGAGAGAAGUACGUAUUUGACAUAAAAAUAAAAAAGGAAUGUGCAGCCUUUUUUCAGUUGCUAAAUUUGAGAGCACAUUAAUAAACAACAUCAGAAGAUGA